Messenger RNA from Diachasma alloeum, 1969 nucleotides. RefSeq names its product tyrosine decarboxylase. The coding region runs from base 298 to 1962 and encodes 554 amino acids. Gene Ontology annotation, biological process: amino acid metabolic process. NCBI's taxonomy places the organism in Eukaryota, Metazoa, Arthropoda, Insecta, Hymenoptera, Braconidae. The record is from RefSeq and is a predicted model, not a curated record. The transcript is spliced from 2 exons. Gene Ontology annotation, molecular function: carboxy-lyase activity; pyridoxal phosphate binding.
UCUAUCCAACAAAAAUUCCUCCAACGCAAAAUCACUUAUUACUAUCGAUAAUAAACUGUUGAUGAACGAAUUUCUUUCAUCUCUUUCUGCAAAAGAAUAACAAUUUUUUACUGGGGGAAUAAAUAACACUAUUGUUCAAUGGAGAGGUGGGGAACGUAGUUGCUUAUAAAAGUCGAGUCAGCUCGGCUCAAGUGGAAACAGUCGCCGUAUAGUGCCAAUGAAUAGAAACAUCGUCUUGAAGAAAUUCAUCCCAGUUUUUUGUGUGGAAAAUUUAUUGAAUUGAUCAACAAGUGAAGGAUGAAUGUCGAGGAAUUUCGAGUUAGAGGGAAAGAGAUGAUCGAGUAUAUUUGUGAUUAUCUGAGAACACUGGAGGGAAAGAGAGUCACUGCCAAUGUGGAUCCGGGCUAUUUGAGACCUCUACUUCCUAAGGAAGCUCCGAGCAAGCCGGAAUCCUGGGAUGACAUCAUGAGAGACGUAGAGAGCAAGAUUAUGCCGGGGAUAACCCACUGGCAGCACCCGCGCUUUCACGCAUAUUUCCCAUCAGGAAACUCAUUCCCCUCGAUCCUGGGGGACAUGCUGUCAGACGCCAUUGGCUGUAUAGGCUUUUCUUGGGCAGCAAGUCCAGCGUGCACAGAACUGGAGACAAUCGUUCUAGAUUGGUACGCAAAAGCUCUCAAUCUGCCUUCAAUAUUUCUGUCGGAGCCCCACAAUUCAAAGGGGGGAGGAGUGAUUCAGGGCUCAGCAUCGGAAUGCAUUUUGGUGACAAUGCUGGCAGCCAGAGCCCACGCAAUAAAGCUUUUGAAGGCCAAAGAGCCGUUGACAGAGGACUCGGCAUUUCUCCCAAGAUUGGUAGCCUACUGCUCGAUGGAGGCGCAUUCGUGCGUCGAAAAGGCAGCGAUGAUAUGCCUGGUGAAGCUACGAGUCCUGGUGCCAGACGACAAGUGCUCGCUGAGAGGAGCCGCACUGGAGGCCGCCGUUGAUGAAGAUCUCAGUCACGGUCUUGUGCCAUUCUUCGUCUCCACGACAUUGGGCUCCACCGGCUGCUGCUCCUUCGACAAUCUCGAGGAGAUCGGCCCCAUCGCUCGACGGAAACGGAUCUGGCUCCACGUCGACGGUGCCUACGCUGGCAACUCUUUCAUCUGUCCUGAGCUUCGUUAUCUCAUGAAUGGAAUAGAAUACGCUGACUCAUUCAAUACAAAUCCAAACAAAUGGCUGCUCGUCAAUUUCGAUUGCUCUUGUCUGUGGGUACGUGACAGAGUGAAAUUAACGUCAGCACUUGUUGUUGAUCCUCUUUAUCUCCAGCAUGCCAAUGCAUCCGAGUCGAUUGACUAUCGUCACUGGGGCAUUCCACUGAGCCGAAGAUUCCGAGCCCUCAAACUGUGGUUUGUCAUGCGGACUUACGGCAUCAGUGGCUUGCAGAAGUACAUCAGAAACCACAUAAGAUUGGCGUGCAGAUUCGAGAGAAUUAUGAGGAAGAAAAAAAAAUUUGAAGUUAUGAAUGAAGUGAAGGUCGGACUGGUGUGCUUCAGGCUGAGAGAGAGUGAUGAAUUGAAUCAAGAGCUCUUGGCUAAUAUCAAUGCCUCGGGCAAGCUUCACAUGAUUCCCUCGAGGAUGAGGGGCAAGUACAUAAUUAGGUUCUGCGUUACCAAGGAGAACGCUAAUGAGGACGAUAUUGACUUUGCCCUGGAGAUAAUCGAGGAGCACGCGACCGAGGUGUUGCUCACUCACAAUGACGGCGGUGACGGCGAACUUAUGGCCAAGAGCCCCAAGAGUCCGGCGCCCCUCGACAAGAAGCUCGUCAGAAAGUUCAGCUUCACCAGAAGUGUCACCAGAGAUGUUUACAAAAGAACCAAAUCCAAAUCUGCUCUGCAUGAUGGUGCAACACCCAUAAUGGUUGUUGAGGAUGGCAAUUCGCAGAUUGAUAAUGUUGAGGAUGAAGCUAUACGGUGCAGCAGUCGGUAGAACGCGA